Molecule: messenger RNA, 2088 nt
Organism: Fusarium poae
Lineage: Eukaryota; Fungi; Ascomycota; Sordariomycetes; Hypocreales; Nectriaceae
Exons: 2
Coding region: 1-2088 (695 amino acids)
Source: RefSeq, a predicted model, not a curated record
AUGCCUGCUCCUUAUUCUGACAACCUCUAUUCCGCCGACUCUGACGACGAACCUGAUGUCCUUUCGCCAACUGACGGUUACUUCCACGCGUCGUCUGAGUCGUCGUCAUCUCGCUCUCCUCACGUCCCAAACGUGCUUGUUGAGGAUCCCACGCAGUUGAGUCAAGAUGCCAAAGCUCAAGAAGCUGAAAGGGAGAGGAGGUUAUUAAAUGCCGGAGGCUCUUCUGAGGGACAAGGACACGGUGGAAGCACUGCCUCGUUACACGAAAGUCAGGAAAGCCCUGCUGAGAAUCCAAUCGCUGCAACUCCUCAGCCCCAGCCUCAACCUUAUUCACAAAGAAUCUCGACGUUUGCUCAUUCUGUUGAUGCACCACCUGCUUAUUCACCUUCACCUACAUCACCAAACACACUCAGCAACUACCAAACAUUCACUUCUACAGCGACAAUGGCUCGACCUGAAGAGACCCAGUCUCUUGUUGUUCACUCUCAUGCGCCAGAGUCUAUGAGCGACCCGUCACCCAACUCAACUCAACCACCCUCACGCUGGGAGAACUUUAAAGAUUUCAUCGCAAAACUUAACGUCCGAAGGAAGCUCAAGACAUUCCUUGCUUCGUUGCUGAUCUUUUCUGUUGUCUUUAUGAUCUUCAGCAGCUUCACCAUGCAGUCUAGCCACGGUCCACAUAAAUCCCAUCUUAAGGACGAGUUCGCCUGGCGUCCUUCCAAGACAUGUCCCAACAAGGCUCAUCGUUAUGGAAAGGUCUUCAAAGAGCUAGAUAUCCAGCUAUCACGCAAUCUUAGCAUUAUCCAAACCGUCAAGGAUACCAGAGGCCAUGAAGGAUGGACCACCCACAUCUCGGGCGAAGUCGUUCUUCGUCCUACAGAUAAAUCAUCGCCUGCUAAGAUAGAGGCCGAAGUCAUCUCCAACACCGACGGUCUCGGAAUCGAUAUGUAUGUUGACAAUGCGACGCAACUUGUCGAGCUGGUGGUGCCACGAAAGAUUGACUGGAACGCAACUGAAUCGACUCCUUGUAUCCAAGUCCGAGCUACCCUCUGGGUACCUCGUGGGUCGGUCAUCAACACUCUGACUAUCAAUACCUCGCAGUUCAAUGUAAUUAUCGACCAAGGUCUCGUUCUUGGAGCUUUAGACGGUGUCAAUAUCCGAAGUGCCAGUGGUGACAUCAACGCCCCUACUAUCGAUGUGACCAGCACUGACAAGGCUGCCGACCCAUACACUCUUUCUUCUCGCGAGAUCCACAUUCAUACAUCCAGCGGCGACGUGAGAGGAUGGUAUCCUUUGUACGAUCUUCUUGAUAUCGGAACCGCCUCUGGUGACAUUACCACCGGCGUCGCUCCCAAGCCCGUUAACCCGCAGGCCGUUCGAUCUGCCACGCUCAAAGUGCGAACCGCCUCUGGAACUAUCAAGAUUGACGAGCCUAUCGCGGGUGCUCGAAAGGCCCCUCGCCCGGAUCGCGAGUUUCCACCGCGCGACUACAGAGUCGACAUUAUCACUGCAUCAGGAGACGUCACGGCCGAUGUAGCUGCGAGUUCGUCCGCAUCUUUCAAAUCACAAUCUGGUGAUCUGAAGCUUAACAUCUGGCCUGUGCUGGAUUCAAGUUUACAAAUGGCUAUCGGUCAAGACAGCCCGUAUCUCGAGACUGAUACAAAGAGCGGAGAUACCGAAGUCAACCUUCUCGAGCCUUUGUGGACAAGCCUUGCCACCAUCGGUACUACCAUCCCUCCAUUGGAGCCCUAUGACCCAAAGAGCGGCCGUGAGCCAUACAUCGUUCUAGCAGAAGAUGUCAAGACUGAAACCAAAGCCAGCAAGUCCUCCCUUGGAGCCCUACAGUCAAAGCACAAGUCGAUCAGCGGAACUGUCAAGCUCGUAUAUCCUCAAUCUUGGGAGGGCAUUCUGUAUGCGCAGUCCAACUCGGGCUCGCAAGACUUUAAGGGCAGGGAUUUGAAGAUUACACACGAGGGAGGAACGUUUAUAAAUAUCAUUAGGGGACGCAAGGGUACCAAAGGAUACUCUUCUCUUGAGGUUAAUACCGUGUCUGGAGACCAGUUUGUCGUAAUCGGAGAGAAAUAUUGA